GUGACGUCCAACACAACACAGAUGGGACGGCCGCGUGUGGACGACAUACACUCCAGGUGACACACAUACAACCUCCGCCAUACAGUCAUACACACCGGUCUCGCAGUUCAUCCACAAACUUCAGCAACAACGCCGGCGACAUGACCCGACUACAGCAGACUCUGGCAACAUGUUUGACUGUGGUCACUGUAGUGCAGCUGAGCAUGAAGGGAGUGACGUCAGAGGACACCUUCACCUGUUCCCCGCCCUGUCUGAACGGCGGCAUCUGUAUCGCUGAGAACACGUGCAUGUGUACGGGGGAGUUCGAGGGCCCCAUAUGCCUCACGCAACGGACACAGACUACGCAAUCAAAGCCUGACUGUCUGAAGUGACACACAUCCCGUCAGCACGCCGAUGGCAAGAUAUCGUUGACGUCUUACGUUAAACUUGUAUUUUAUUGACGUUGACUCAAUAGAAGUUUGAAAACAUU
This is a messenger RNA of Haliotis rufescens (red abalone), 469 nucleotides long. RefSeq names its product sushi, nidogen and EGF-like domain-containing protein 1. The record is from RefSeq and is a predicted model, not a curated record. Lineage: Eukaryota; Metazoa; Mollusca; Gastropoda; Lepetellida; Haliotidae. The transcript has 4 exons. The coding region runs from base 141 to 371 and encodes 76 amino acids.